This is a messenger RNA of Vicia villosa (hairy vetch), 3020 nucleotides long. RefSeq lists its product as uncharacterized. The record is from RefSeq and is a predicted model, not a curated record. The transcript has 12 exons. The coding region runs from base 69 to 1748 and encodes 559 amino acids. NCBI's taxonomy places the organism in Eukaryota, Viridiplantae, Streptophyta, Magnoliopsida, Fabales, Fabaceae.
CCCAAGAGGAAAUAUAUUCCCAAACAAACCAAGCACAACGAAAACGCUAAACCAACGCUACGGCGGCAAUGACUGAAGAGCGUAGGUAUUCAUGCGAAACCGCCGCCGAUACUCUGUCAUGGAUCAACGACAUCAUCAGCUUCCUCAAUCCUUACUUCUCCAUCUUCAUCAACGCUCACGUCGUCCAUUUCUUCAAGGAUCGACUAUGGGAGAAUGUUAAUGCAGAAUGGAUCGAUUGCCUGCGAAGAGAAUCGGUUCAGAAUCUUCUAUUAAUACCUUCUGGAGUAGUUCAGGAUCAAUGGCCAGCUUCUCUGAAGGAUUUCAUCCUAAAAUUGAGGUCUAUGGUAUUUUGUCAAGAACAAGCAGAUAUAAACAUGGCUUUACCUGGUCUGCAGAUGACUUCACUUAACAGAGUUCUUGCCCAGGGCAUGAAUGCGAAGAAAAGACAUGAAGUAGAAGCUCUUUCUGCUGUUGUAAGUACAGUUGCAGAGAGUGUAAGGGCUCAUGCCAUUCUUGAUGUUGGUGCUGGUCAGGGUUAUCUUGCACAAGUACUUGCCUUUCAAUAUCAGCAUCCUGUCAUUGCCAUUGAUGCAUGUUCUCACCAUGGGAUGGUCACUGAUGCACGGGCAGAGCGGAUUAAGAAGCACUACAAAUCACAGAUGGUAAAGUCUAGAUCAGGUAUGCAGAGUUUGAAUAUACCAAAGACAAUCACAUGUCGUGUGUUGUCCAUUGAAUCUUUGAAAGCCUUGGUUGAAACUUCUUUGCCUGGAGAUGACCUUGAGCAAUCUAUGUUAAAGGAAGAAAAUCAAGAACAUAAAGGGAAAUCACAUUGUCCCAGUGACGCAAACAACAGACAUCCCACUGUUCUUGCUGGGCUUCAUGCAUGCGGUGAUCUUUCAGUGAUUAUGCUGAAGACUUUCUUAGACUGCAGAGAUGUUAAAGCUGUUGUUAGUAUUGGUUGCUGUUACAAUCUACUAUCUGAAGAAAGCAGUACGGAUGGUGAAUCUCAAUGUGGAUUUCCAAUGAGUCAUGCUGUGAGAUCCACUGGCUUAUCACUUGGAAAAAGUGCACGUGAUCUUGCUUGCCAGAGUGCAGAGAGAUGGAGGAGCCUUGAUAUGCAUGCUGGCAUUCACAACUUUGAGUUACACACUUUUCGCGCCGCAUUUCAAAUGGUUCUUUCGAAAUAUUAUCCAAAAGUUGCGAUGAGUACUCCUUCAAUUGGGCGUAAAGGAAAGGCUCUGCGUAGGCAAAACCAAAGGAGAUAUACAAAGUCGGAGCUGCAUCUCAAAGGACGUGCUUGUCAUACGAGACAAAAUUUCCCUGCUGAAUCAAAAACUGAAGGGACUUUUGGCUCUGCAUCAGAAACUCAAACGUUACCUGGUGAAAUUUCUUCCAAUGAAAGUGCUGGAUGUGAAGGGACACAAAUUGCUAACAGGUUCGAGAAUUUUGAGAAAUUUUGCCAGUCUGGAUUGUCUCAUCUUGGAAUCGAACAUUCAGAUGAUAUAAACCUGCAAAGCAUAUGGAUGGAAGCAGAACCGUUUGCUGACCUUAUAGGACCAUAUUGGUCUCUCAGAGCUGCUUUAGGGCCUCUUUUGGAAACUCUUAUUCUGCUCGAUAGGUUAUUGUUUCUUCAAGAGCAAGGUAGUGUAUUGGAAGCCUACCUGUUACCAAUAUUUGACCCAAAUAUAUCUCCCAGAAAUGUGGCUAUAAUUGCAAAGAAGAUUGACAAAGAUUUAAGAUCCUCCUGAUGCUUAAAGGUAACUCAUAUGUCAGCAUGCAUCAUCUAUGUGUAUCAUCAAAUCUCGCAAACAAUGUAAAGUACCAAUAUUCUCAGUAUUCUCUUAGGUGAAGAAGGUAGAUUCGCAUGGAACAAGCUGCCUAUGCUGCUGCCAUGAUUCAAUACCCCACUUUCUUGUGAGUUCUGUUGAUUCUCAAGAUCAUCUCGGGUGAAGGUCAGAUUCAUAGGGACAGGGAAGCCACCGCAAUGGUGCUGUCAUCAUUUAAUCCCACUACUUUCCUCUCGUUGGAAAAAAGGUGUUACUCAACUCAGGUUCCAGUUGGGGUCUCGCAUAAUAAGAUAAUACUUUGUAAUAUUUAUUCAUAUGCAGUUCUAGAAUAGCUAGCUGAGCACUUAAUUGAAAUGAUGCAAGCUUGUAGAGUAUUUAAGCCAUUAUUUGAAAAUAGAUAUAAAAACCACUCUCUUGCUUACAAGUGAAUCAAAAGGAACAAACAUAGUUCUAUACUAUUAGACAGCCCUAUAUCAUAUACAUAUCUAGACUGUGAUUUGCAUCUGAGCUGGAUGAUUAUUGAAUUUUAUCUGGAGGAAUUUGAUGUGUUUGGAUGUGGAGUGGCUAGAACACGAGGAAAGCUGCAGUAACAUAUUGUGAACAUAUGCUCAAAAGUUAACGUUUUAUGUUUAACUUGAGAGUCCGUGUUUCGACUGAACCAGCCUACUCUAGAGCCUCUUAAGAUUGAUUGUUGGUGCGUAAUGUGGAUGACUAGUAAACACGGAUAAGAACACAACAGAAAUCAUGAGUUACUGGACAAGAAUAUUAUUGCAUUCUAAUUUUGUCCACUUGAGCGACUACUCUGAGAUAUGCUCACUGCAUCUCUUGGCCAUUUCUCCAGUCUUCAACCACUGUCCUCUCUUUUCUCUUCGUACAGUCCAAAUCAUUCUCCUUUGAUGUAGCUUUGAUCAUGGUGAUGCGUCAAGCUCUCGCGAAUAGCGGUACCACUGUUCAACCAAUUGUUUCACUCAAUUGGGAUUAAGCCCGGAAGGGUUUGGGUUGCCAAGAAUCGAUGUUUCUCCUGUCCUCACACUUGUUGUUUCCUUUUAACGACGUUUGGAUCUUAACAUGUUUAUUGUAUUUUUGAUCCACUGUCACUUCAAUAUGAAGUCAAGUCUCUCUAACACCAUUUUAAGGAAAACAAUUAUCAUGGGUAUAUAUUAAAAAAGGAUGAGCAAAAGAACAAUGUUUGAAGAGCUAUGGAUCAAGACUUAAGAAAUGUUAUGAAGAUUA